UCCUUGUGAACCUGCUGCGUCUGUUUGUACGAUUUUAUGAAGUUUGGCUUUUAUAGAAAGUCACGCUGCAUUUCUCCUUUUUGUUGGAUGUUUGGAGCUCCAAACCUCCUCCAAGCUUUUCAUCCCAUCCUGGUCACGUCACGUGGAUUUCUCCGCCCCCAGACAUGCGCGGUCAGCCCACCUAUAAACACAAACAGGCAUCGUGAGGCGUUCAUAGACCCCCUCUUUUCGUCAAUAUGGAGUUGACUGAAGCCCUCUCCAGACUCCAGUCCUCCUGGAUCUACGUGUUUUCUCUGCUCUGUCUUGUGGUUGUCCCCUACAUGUUCGUGGUCAAACGGAAGGCUGUGCUCCAGAGCUUUGAAGCUUUUCCAGGACCCCCGGCAAACUUUCUCUUUGGAAAUGUUUUGGAGUUUAAACAAGAUGGAACUGAUUUGUUCAAAGCGUUGGAGUGGGGAAAGAAAUACCCUAAUGCUUUUCCAUUGUGGUUUGGCCCCUUUCUUUGCUUGCUCAGCAUUCAUCAUCCAGAUUAUGUAAAAACCAUACUAACAUCAGCAGAACCAAAGGAUGAAUUUAUAUAUUCUUUUCUCGUGCCUUGGAUUGGAGAUGGUUUGUUAGUGUCAAACGGAAAGAAAUGGUUUCGCCACAGAAGACUCUUGACUCCAGGUUUCCAUUAUGAUGUUUUAAAACCYUACGUGCAGCUGAUGUCACAGUCUGCUAAAACGAUGCUGGACAAAUGGGAAAGUUAUGCAAAGACCAAUGAGACUUUUGAAUUAUUUGAGCACGUGAGCCUUAUGACGCUUGACACCAUCCUGCAGUGUGCGUUUAGCUGCAAAAGCAACUGUCAGACAGAGGGGGGAACAAAUGCGUACAUCAAAGCAGUGUAUGAGCUCAGCGAUCUUGUUAGCCUCCGGAAGAGGACGUUUCCAUACCACAGCAACCUCAUUUUCUACCUCAGCCCACAUGGUUUCAGAUACAGGAAGGCCUGCAAAGUGGCUCAUAGUCAUACAGCGGAAGUUGUAAAAAAGCGAAAAGAAGCACUAAAGGAAGAGACGGAACUUGGUCGCAUACAGGCCAACAGAUACUUGGAUUUUCUGGACAUCCUUCUCUUUACGAGG
This is a messenger RNA of Austrofundulus limnaeus, 1115 nucleotides long. Its product is annotated as cytochrome P450 4B1. Lineage: Eukaryota; Metazoa; Chordata; Actinopteri; Cyprinodontiformes; Rivulidae. The record is from RefSeq and is a predicted model, not a curated record. Gene Ontology annotation, molecular function: monooxygenase activity; iron ion binding; heme binding.